Molecule: messenger RNA, 960 nt
Organism: Nannizzia gypsea CBS 118893
Lineage: Eukaryota; Fungi; Ascomycota; Eurotiomycetes; Onygenales; Arthrodermataceae
Exons: 2
Coding region: 1-960 (319 amino acids)
Biological process (GO): peroxisome fission
Cellular component (GO): peroxisomal membrane
Source: RefSeq, a predicted model, not a curated record
AUGGAGGAGAGCCUGACGGAGUCGACGGUGCUGGUGGACAUCGCGCCGCAGCCAGCAAGAGCCGAGCAGAAGAAAGUCGAGCCGGACGAGAAGAAGACGAAGAAGCCGCCGUCUGGCCUCGCAGCCCUCGAUUCAACCCUCCUGCGCCUGAACAAGUUCAUAUCCAGUGCGCAUGGCACAGAGCGGGCGUUUGCUACAGUCGGAUACUCGGCGCAUAUCCUGCACUACGCCCUCACACACUCACGCACCCUCAACCGACUAGCUCUCUCAGCUCUCGGACGGAAACCACCAGUCUCGUCUCGCUCAAAGGGUGCUGCUGCAGCAUCUGCUGCUGCUGCUUCACAUCCACAUCUACUAGCCCUCGCCUCGCUGGUAUCCGAAACACGCACCUCGCUACGUCUGCUCGGCCUACUACCGCUCUGGGCCUGGGGCUCGUCGACAUACAAAUCACCACCCACAGACCCCGUGUUACGAGCAAUUGCUUACACCCAAGUGCUUGCCUGUGUUAUCUUCCAGCUGCUCGAGAACGUAGCCUUCCUUGCCUCCAAGGGGGUUCUCAGCAAACGAGCCGUCGAACGAUGGGGCAGUCUGCCCAAGUGGUCUCUCUGGAGCGUGAGGGCGUGGUUGGUGCAUGUAGUCCUUGAGUUCGUCCGGGUAGCGCGGGAGAGCCAGGUUGAAGCUGCCCGGCGGCGGAGGGACGGAUUCAAGCAGGACGAGAAGAAGGAGAAGGAUGCCGCGGAUGCCGAACGGGGGCUGCGAGAGAAGACCAAGGAAGAGGCCGUGAAGAUGGCGCUGAAGGUCAGGGCCUGGAGGAAGAGCUUGGUUAACAGUCUUGCGUGGCUGCCGCUGUGUCUGCACUGGAGCGUGGAUGGCGGCAUAGGGGUGCCCGCCAGUCUGGUGGGAGUGCUCAGUCUGACGGCCGGUGCCUGGGGGAUUCAUGAUCUAUGGCUUUCUACUUGA